CAGAUUUUCUAACCUCGCUAAUCGUAAACUUUAAUGAUUAAUAUCUCGGUUCCUGAGACAGAGCGAUAGUUUUUUCUUCCAGAUUUGUACACAAACGCAUUGAAUGAGUAUAAGUUUGUUAAUUUUGGUUUUGAGAUCGCUAAACUGAAUAAUUCCCAAAGUUUUGAUUUUAGCGUUAUUGCUACUUAAAGUAGUACAAAAAUGAUGAGCUGAAACAAAAUUCUUAGUGAAAUUAGUAGGAAUUAUUAUUAUAGAUUGCAGAACUGGAAAAUAGAAUGGCUCACAGUGAUUCUAUCAUAACAAUCCCUUGGGAAUUGUUAACAAAAGAAUUGGAAAGUAUACCUAUUGAAAUAAAACUACAUUUGACAUCUAUAAUCAACGUACUACAAACAUCUGAUAAACAAUUAACUUCAGAAAAAUGGAUAAGUGCUUCGAUAACAAGAGUGGAAGCUUGCUUAGAUCGCACAUGGGAGGUACUAAAUUCAGGCUACUGGAAAGAUGUUCCACUAGAAUACAGAUAUUGUUAUUCUCUAUGUAUUAUUAUUAAGGCUGUAUUAUUAGAACUUCAAUACGAAAUAAACACGAAAAAUUGUGUUGGUAAAGAGAAGAAAAAGACAACUAUAUUAAAAAAUAUUAUUUAUGAAAUUGAUAGAGGCAUUCUGUUGGGCGCACCUCUUCCUAGUAUACCAAACUUAUUGACGGCUAUUGCCACGAAGUUAAACAACUAUUGUGCUGAAAUCAAUUUUAUUUUGCAAAUUUUGUUAGAAGAAUCUCAUACUAUAAAUGUGGAAGAUAUUUCAAUUAAUCACGAAGAGACUAACUACUUAAUGUCUAAUUAUCCGGAUAGACAUUUCGAAAAACCUUCAAUGCAAACAUUUUACAAUAAAAUUUUUAUGCCAAAGUUACCGGCUUUAUUAACAGAUUGUAUCAAUCACUGGAAAGCAUUAAAGUUAUGGAAAAAUCCUAACUAUUUGAAUAAGAUCGCGGGCUCUCGGACAGUACCGAUUGAAAUUGGAUCCCGUUAUACUGAAGAUGAUUGGACACAGCAUCUUAUUAAUUUUUCUGAAUUUUUACAAAAACACGUUAUUGUACAUAAUAGCGAAGUUGGUUAUUUAGCACAACAUCAAUUAUUUGAGCAGAUACCGGAGUUGAAAGAGGAUUUCGAAGUACCAGAGUAUUGCUGCUUUUCGGAUAAUGAAGAGAACGAUGCAGAAUCUUCGGAAGUUGAUAUAAAUGCUUGGUUUGGACCUGCUAAUACAGUGUCGCCUUUACACUUUGAUCCAAAAAAUAAUCUGCUUUCUCAGAUAUUUGGCUACAAAAGAGUUAUCUUGUAUUCUCCAGCCGAGACAGAUAAUUUGUAUCCUUAUGACAGUAGAUUGCUUAACAAUACUGCGCAAGUAGAUCCUGUAAGGCCAGAUUACGACAAAUGGCCGAAUUUUCGUAAAGCUAGUGGCAUGACGUUUUAUUUAAAACCUGGAGAAAUGUUGUAUAUUCCGCCAAAAUGGUGGCAUCAUGUAACUGCUCUUACUCCGAGUUUCUCGAUCAGUUUCUGGUGGAAUUAAUGUUUAUUUUGUACAAAAUAUAUAAUGCAAUUUAUAAAUGGAUUAAAUAAAAAUUGGUAAAAUUAUCCGAUUUUUAUUACGACAAUAUAUAUAAUAUAUUGUAUAAAUAUUGCAAUGAACGUAAUAGGUAUGUAAAUUCACAUUAGUAUUUUUACAUUUUUUAUCAUCUUGAAUAAUUUAAAAAGUUAUAUCGAAAUAUCAAAUGCAUUGUUUUUAUUUUAUUGUAAAUACACAUUUUAAAAAUAAUUAUACAAUUCGAAAAAAGUUAAUAAUUGAAGAGAAUUUAUUUUUCUAUUAUAGAUAUUCAUUUUUUAUGUAGAAAUAAAAAUUUACAUAAUGUGUGUCCGAUAAAUCGAUAACUUCCGCAAUUUUCCGCGUGAAAAAAUUCUAACCGAUUUUACAAUAAAUUAUUAAUUUCAUAUUAUAUUUUAUUUAUAUCAAUAUGACAUGAAUGUAUAAUUAAUAUAUACAGUAAAGGCAAUAUAUGUCAAUGUGCUAAAAUAAAUAUUGCGUUAAUAAA
Monomorium pharaonis (pharaoh ant) is the source of this 2082-nucleotide messenger RNA. RefSeq names its product bifunctional peptidase and arginyl-hydroxylase JMJD5 (gene JMJD5). Gene Ontology annotation, molecular function: histone H3K36 demethylase activity. Lineage: Eukaryota; Metazoa; Arthropoda; Insecta; Hymenoptera; Formicidae. Bases 276 to 1562 code for a protein of 428 amino acids. Gene Ontology annotation, cellular component: nucleus. The record is from RefSeq and is a predicted model, not a curated record. The transcript has 10 exons.